AUGUUAGGCUCUUAUUUUUUGAAGGAGCUGGAAGAUGAGAAGCCACAGUCGCAUGAAUUUAAUAAGAAAUGGCGACUUUCCGGCAUCCAGAAGAUCUAUUACAACACUCUAGAAAAAGAAGUGGGAGGCUAUGGAUCAUUGCCUGGUAAGCUGAUUUGGCCUACGAGUUUGACGACAACCCCUGACGGUGACUUGGUGGUGAAAGACAGCGGAACCGGACAAAUCCAGGUCUUCAACCCUGACGGCCGGCCAAAGCAAUGUUUUCCCUACGGAUUUGAACCAAUAAAAGGUUUGGGAGACAUCACUUGCAUGAAAAACGGGGUGUUGCUCGUGACCAAUGGGACAAAAAUCAUCCAGCUCUUUUCGAAAGAAGGCGAGCUGAUCCAUGAACUGAAGUCUCCCAAAAUAAACUGGCCUCAUUCGUACGGGAUAGCGGUGAUGAAGUGCGACAACAUUGCGGUGUCAGACUGGAACAGUGGAGGGAAAGUCAACAUUAUCGGAGUGGACUGGAGAAUGAAUGCUGUCCUGAAGACACAUGCGAUAGAAGGAUUUCAUAGGCCAGUGCGUGUGGCGGUCAAUAAGGAGGAAGAGAUGUUAGUUACAGAAGGACAGCUGUUUGGGAGAUUUCAGGGCUGCUGCAUCAAAGUUAUCGACAGGAAACGGAGCGUGUCAAAGACGAUAGGGCCUCAGUAUGGGAAUAAAUUCACAUUUGAAAACCCUUCCGGAGUCUGCGUGGACAGUCACGGCAACGUCUUUGUCUCUGACGAAGCACAAAACUGCAUUGUGAUGUUUAAUCCAGACUCCUCUCUCUGUGCCGUUGUGGCCACCCACGGCCUGCAAGGGCCCAGCGGACUCUCAGUGCUGCAUCACGGGCUGGUGGCAGUUGCUGACUGUUACAACCACAGCGUUAAAAUCUUUCGGUACAAAUAAGUGCCCGUUGGCAUCUUCAACCAACGAGAGAACUGGCCUGAAUAAACACAA
Euleptes europaea (tarantolino) is the source of this 981-nucleotide messenger RNA. Its product is annotated as tripartite motif-containing protein 3-like. The transcript is spliced from 3 exons. The record is from RefSeq and is a predicted model, not a curated record. Gene Ontology annotation, molecular function: protein binding; ubiquitin protein ligase activity; translation repressor activity. The coding region runs from base 1 to 930 and encodes 309 amino acids. NCBI's taxonomy places the organism in Eukaryota, Metazoa, Chordata, Lepidosauria, Squamata, Sphaerodactylidae. Gene Ontology annotation, biological process: negative regulation of translation; proteasome-mediated ubiquitin-dependent protein catabolic process; protein polyubiquitination.